Messenger RNA from Phodopus roborovskii (desert hamster), 1623 nucleotides. RefSeq names its product coiled-coil domain containing 65 (gene Ccdc65). The record is from RefSeq and is a predicted model, not a curated record. NCBI's taxonomy places the organism in Eukaryota, Metazoa, Chordata, Mammalia, Rodentia, Cricetidae. Bases 37 to 1527 code for a protein of 496 amino acids. Gene Ontology annotation, cellular component: axonemal dynein complex; axoneme. Gene Ontology annotation, biological process: axonemal dynein complex assembly; cilium-dependent cell motility; regulation of cilium movement. The transcript has 8 exons.
GAGGUUUUUUUCCUGGACGCAGGCCGCCGCCCAGCUAUGCCUAAAAAAGGAAAAAAGUCCAAGAUACCCUUAUCGGAUGAGGAGCAGCUGAUUCUAUUUCAGCAGAAGUUGCUGGCAGAGGAGGAGGCAGCCAAGAAGAAAGAGAGACUUCUCACCCAGUUCUUGAAGGACAAGCUGGCCAAGGAAGAACACAACAGUGCUCUGAACCUUAAUAAGAUUAACACACAGUGGAGAACUGUCCUUAGGGAGGUCAAGACCAGAGAGCUUCACAAGGACAUCGAGAUCCUCAGCCAAACCUUCGAACGAGUGGUGGACUGCAAGGACAGUGUCAUCAAGUCCCUGGCUAAGGACUUGACGGAAGCUGAGGAGCAGUAUGCCCACGCUCUUCGUAGCCACUUGCACAACGUUGACCAGCUCUUAACCCUGCAGCGACGCCGUCUCAGCCUCCUGGAGGAAAAUUACAACAUGGAGCUAGAGGUCCUAACGAAAGAGUUUGAGACAGAAAGGAAGACAAUCAUUGACCAGCACGAGAAAGAAAUUCACUACCUACAGGACGUCUUCAUGGCCAUGGAGCAGAACUAUAUAGAUUCUGAGUAUGAGAGCAAGCUGGAGUUCCAGAGCAUGUGGGACGAUCUGAAAAACAAGAAUUUAGAAGAGAAGCACUUUCUCCGCCUACAACUGGAGAACAUAGUGGAGGAUCUAUGGAGAAGAUUCCAGGAUGCACUCAAGAACUACACUGAUGCCACGGAGGACCGGAAGAUUGCCUUUGAGACUCUGAGGGUGAAGGAUGAGAAAAGCUCCAAAGAGAUUGAAAUACAGAUGAAAAAAAUCCAGAAGCUGCAGGAGGCCAUAAAUACCCUGAAAGGGAAGAUCAUAGUCCACAGCCGUGAAAGCGAAUGGCAGAACCAGUGUGUCCGCAACGACAAGGAGCUAGUCCACGUACAGCUCCGAAAGCUGAAGGCCCAAAGGACGCAGGCUCGGGGAGUGUCCCAGGAGAACUUAGUCAAACUCACCCUGGAAAGUAACACCACCCUCAAGGAACUGAAAAAGGUGGUGGAGAAGGGUGAAAAGAUCCUUAAGCUUGCUGAAAUAUGUAGGAAAUUUGAAACAGAGGAAGAGAAAGUACUGCCUUUCUAUUCCUCAGUACUGACUCCCAGUGAGCUGGAGGAGGUGGAGAGACAGAACCCGGAAGACCUCACAGAGGAUCUGGCCAAGGUCAUGGUGGACUAUAAAGGGAUGGAGAACUUCUGGAAGAGAUACAACAAGGUGAAGCUGGAGGUGCUGAGUCUCCAGCACAGACACAUGCAGCUGUUGGACAUCAGCGGGAAGCUGAGGGAACUGCUCAAACAGUACCUGGAUGGGAUCUCAGUGAGCGAUGAGGUGCUGAGUCAGCUCAACCCACUCUUUAUAGUAAACCACAGAAGCAACCUGCCCCAGCUGUCCACCCCUGCCCAGCCAGGUGACGGAAGGCCUCCAACCACUUACAAUGUCAUCGAAGCAGCCCACAUCGUGUCCCACACUCUGUGAUCCAAGGAUGAACCUUUCCAAACCCCAGAGACUGAGUACUUUGCUUAUUACAAACUUAGGAGGCUCCUGACAGUACUCUAGUUAUUGACUACCACU